UUUGUCUUUACCCUCCCUACCUUCCCUCGCAAAUUUCCGAAGUAGAUUCCUUUCCCAACUGACAAAACUGAAACUGAAAACCCAUCUCUCUCUCUCUCUCUCUCUCUCAAACCCUAACCUCAUCAGUCAUGGCAGAAGAAGCAUCCACCUUUCUUUCAACACAGAGAUAUGCAGUUGUGACAGGAGCAAACAGAGGAAUGGGAUUGGAAAUAUGCAGGCAGUUAGCUUCAAAUGGGGUGAUGGUUGUGCUAACUGCAAGAGAUGAGAAGAAGGGUAUUGAAGCUCUCGAAAAACUCAAAGAGAAUGGUCUCUCUCAUCUUGUGGUCUUUCAUCAGCUUGAUCUGUUGGACCCAUCUACUAUUUCUUCACUUGCUGAUUUCAUCAAAACCCAAUUUGGAAGGCUUGAUAUAUUGGUGAACAAUGCAGCAAUUGGUGGGAUCACAGUUGAUACUGAAGCUCUUAAAGCUUCAGAAGGGAGAGAAGGAAUAGAAAUCGAUUGGAAAGCGAUUACAAAUCAAACUUACAGCAUGGGUGAGAAGUGCUUGGAAACAAACUAUUUUGGUGCUAAAAGAAUUAUUCAAGCUCUUCUUCCUCUUCUACUCUUAUCUGAUUCACCAAGGAUCGUUAACGUUUCCUCCACUGCCGGGAAGCUACAGUAUGUAUCCAAUGAAUGGGCUGUAGGAGUUCUAAGUGAUGCAGAAAACCUCACUGAACACAACGUGGAUGAAAUACUGACUGAGUUCAUGAAAGAUUUCAAAGAAGAUCAGUUAGAAUCCAAGAACUGGCCUACUUAUCUCUCAGCAUACAUCUUAUCGAAAGCGGCCAUGAAUGCCUACACGAGGAUACUGGCGAAGACACAUUCACACUUGAUGAUUAACUGUGUCUGCCCCGGCUAUGUCAAAACUAACAGUUAUGCCGGUCUCUUGACUGUUGAAGAAGGUGCUUCAAGUCCUGUGAGACUUGCUCUAUUGCCUCAGGGUGGGCCUUCUGGCGUGUUUUUCUCUCAAAAAGAAGUUUCAUCUUUCUCUCCAAUUCUAAUCUCAUCAACCAUGGCAGAAGCAUCCACUUUUCUUGCAACAAGGAGGUAUGCAGUUGUGACAGGAGCAAAUAGAGGGAUGGGGUUUGAAAUAUGUAGGCAGCUAGCUUCAAAAGGAGUCAUGGUGGUGAUGACUGCAAGAGAUGAGAAAAAGGGCAUAGAAGCACUUGAAAAAUUCAAGGAGUUUGGUCUUUCUGAGCUUGUAAUGUUUCAUCAGCUUGAUGUGGUUGAUCCCUCUAGUGUUGCUUCCCUUGCUCAUUUCAUCAAGAUCCAAUUUGGAAAACUCGACAUACUAGUGAAUAAUGCUGCGAUUACCGGAAUCAUAGUGGAUAGUGAUUUUGUAAGAUUAACAGAGAUUGAUUUGAAAGCAGCAAAACUCAAAUGGGUUCAUCACUUAAUGACUCAGACUUACAGCUUGGGUGAAGAAUGCUUAGAAAUAAACUACUAUGGGGUGAAACGAAUGAUCGAAGCACUCAUCCCUCUCCUCGACUUCUCUGAUUCACCCAGGAUUGUUAACGUCUCAUCCAGCUCUGGCAAGUUAAAGUUUUUACCCAAUGAAUGGGCGAAAGGAGUGUUUCUUGAUGACGAAAGCCUUACAGAAGAGAGAAUAGAGGCAGUGUUGAACAAGUUUAUGAAGGAUUUCAAGGAGGGUGAAUUAGAAGCCAAUUGUUGGCCUUCUUCUUUAUCCGCGUACACCUUAGCGAAAGCAUCCCUAAAUGCCUACACGAAAAUAUUGGCCAAGAGACACAAGCAAUUCAUUGUUAACUCUGUCUGUCCCGGCUAUGUGAAAACAGACAUGAAUUGCAAUACUGGCAAUUUAACUGUCGAAGAAGGCGGUGAAAACAUUGUGAGACUUGCUCUGUUGCCUGAGGACGGGCCUUCUGGCUUGUUUUUCUUUCAAAAGGAAGUGUCCCCUUUGUGAUGAAACUCAAAAUCUUGCUGAUAAGUGUAAAAGUACUUUCUCUGUUUACUUUAUUUCUCUGUUUUUAUAGUCAAUAAAAGAGCAAAUUUUGUGUUUUUAUUUUUUGGAAAA
Molecule: messenger RNA, 2069 nt
Organism: Camellia sinensis
Lineage: Eukaryota; Viridiplantae; Streptophyta; Magnoliopsida; Ericales; Theaceae
Product: (+)-neomenthol dehydrogenase
Cellular component (GO): membrane
Source: RefSeq, a predicted model, not a curated record